GCUGAGGCCGCAGCCAGGAUGGUGGCGCCUUCUCUGAAGCUUCAAGAUCUAAUCGAGGAGAUUCGUGGGGCCAAGACCCAGGCCGAGGAGCGGGAAGUGAUCCAAAAGGAGUGUGCCCACAUCCGGGCCUCCUUCCGCGAUGGGGACCCUGGGCACAGGCACCGCCAGCUAGCCAAGCUACUCUAUGUCCACAUGUUAGGCUACCCCGCCCACUUUGGACAGAUGGAGUGCCUGAAACUGAUCGCCUCCCCCAGGUUCAUAGACAAGAGGGUGGGCUACCUGGGGGCCAUGCUUCUACUGGAUGAGAGGCAGGAUGCCCACCUGCUCAUUACCAACAGCAUCAAGAAUGACCUGAGCCAGGGUAUUCAAGCAGUACAAGGCCUGGCCCUGUGCACUCUAAGCACCAUGGGCUCUGCUGAGAUGUGCCGGGACCUGGCCACUGAGGUGGAGAAACUCCUCCUGGAGCGAAGCCCCUAUGUGCGCAAGAAGGCUGUUCUGACUGCAGUGCACAUGAUCCGAAAAGUCCCUGAACUCUCCGACAUCUUCCUCCCAGUUUGUGCCAAACUGCUUCACGAACGCCACCAUGGCGUCCUGCUGGGCACCAUCACGCUGAUCACAGAGCUCUGCGAACGAAGCCCUGCAGCCCUCAAGCACUUUCGAAAGGUGGUACCCCAGCUGGUACAGAUCCUCAGGACUCUGGUAACAACGGGACACUCCACAGAACACAGCAUAUCUGGAGUCAGUGACCCCUUCUUACAGGUCCAGAUACUUCGUCUGCUUCGGAUUCUGGGCCGGAACCACGAGGAGAGCAGUGAGAGCAUGAAUGACUUGCUGGCCCAGGUGGCCACUAACACAGAUACCAGUCGAAAUGCGGGCAGUGCGGUCCUGUUUGAGACUGUGGUCACCAUCAUGGACAUCCGCUCUACAGCUGGCCUGCGGGUUCUAGCUGUCAACAUUCUUGGCCGCUUUCUGCUCAACAGUGACAAGAAUAUUAGGUACGUAGCCCUGACGUCAUUGCUGCGACUGGUGCAGUCGGAUCACAGUGCUGUGCAGCGACACCGGCCCACCGUGGUGGAAUGUCUUCGGGAACCUGAUGCCUCCCUCAGCCGGCGGGCCCUGGAACUCAGCCUAGCUCUGGUGAACAGCUCCAAUGUGCGAGCCAUGACACAAGAGCUUCAAGGCUUCCUGGAGUACUGCCCCCUUGAUCUGCGGGCAGACUGUGCCUCAGGCAUCCUGCUGGCAGCAGAGAGGUUUGCCCCAACCAAACGAUGGCACAUAGACACUAUUCUGCGAGUGCUGACAACGGCAGGCACCCAUGUUCGGGAUGAUGCAGUGGCCAACCUGACUCAACUGAUUGGCGGGGCCCACGAGCUACAUGCCUACUCUGUGCGCCGCCUCUAUAGUGCCCUGGCACAGGACAUCUCCCAGCAACCACUGGUGCAAGUGGCAGCCUGGUGCAUUGGAGAAUAUGGGGACCUUCUGCUGGAGGGGAGCUGUGAGGAAACUGAGCCACUUCAGGUGGAGGAAGAAGAGGUGUUGGCAUUACUAGAAAGGGUGUUGCAGUCCCAUUUGUCCCUGCCGGCCACCAGAGGAUAUGCCCUCACGGCCCUCAUGAAGCUUAGCACGCGGCUUCGUGGGGACAACAACCGCAUCCGCCAGGUGGUGUCCAUCUACGGAAGCUGCCUGGACGUGGAGCUGCAGCAGCGGGCUGUGGAGUACAACACACUCUUCCGGAAGUAUGAUCACAUGAGGGCUGCCAUCCUAGAAAAGAUGCCUCUUGUGGAACGAGGUGGCCCUCAGGUAGAUGAGGAAGUAAAGCAAAGCAAAGCAGCAGCCCAAAUUUUGGAACCAGCCCCUGUCCCAACAGAGCCCCAGGCCUCAAAGCUUUUGGAUCUGUUAGAUCUCCUGGAUGGCACUUCUGGGGAUGCCCAGCAGCCUCCCCCUCUGGAUCCCUCCCCAGAAGGCACUUUAAUACACCUGCUGGACCUUCCCUGUGCUCCCCCAGCCCCAGCUUCCAUCCCAAAUCUCAAAGUGUUUGAGCGUCAAGGACUACAGCUGAAUCUGUCUUUUGUUAGACCCCCUGGAACCCCUGCUUUGCUCUUAAUCACUGUCACAGCUACCAACACCUCAGAGGGUGAUGUUACCCACUUCAUCUGCCAGGCUGCUGUGCCCAAGAGUUUCCAGCUGCAGCUACAGGCCCCCAGUGGGGACACAGUUCCAGCUCAGGGUGGCCUUCCAGUGACUCAGCUCUUCCAAAUCCUCAACCCUAACAAGGCUGCCUUGCGGUUAAAGCUGCGCCUCACCUACAACCACUUUGGCCAGUCGGUGCAGGAGAUCUUUGAGGUGAACAACUUGCCUGUGGAGACAUGGCAGUAACUCAGCCUCCACUCACAGCCUGAAAUCCUCAUGUCCCAAACCCUUGGGUUCCCAGCUACUUGGAACCUACAUCUGAGGACUACCAGCAGGUGGCACUCUGGUCCUGUGCUUGCCACUGCAAAAACUGGAGGGGGCCUGACCUCCUCCCCCACAAAUAAUGAAAGCCCAAUAAAGCCUG
Molecule: messenger RNA, 2554 nt
Organism: Miniopterus natalensis
Lineage: Eukaryota; Metazoa; Chordata; Mammalia; Chiroptera; Miniopteridae
Gene: AP1G2
Product: adaptor related protein complex 1 subunit gamma 2
Biological process (GO): intracellular protein transport; vesicle-mediated transport
Cellular component (GO): Golgi apparatus; AP-1 adaptor complex; membrane coat
Source: RefSeq, a predicted model, not a curated record